CAACAAACAUGUCUCUCGACUGGUUGAUGGGAUGGGGCGGGUCACUCGACAGGCUGAGGGACUUCAUUGGCACGGGGAUCCAGUGUGUCCGGGACUGCAACACCACGGCGCUUGGCACUGUGGCCUUCCUCCUGGCCAUGUUCGUGUGGUAUUGCUACCACAUUGGACGAGAGCAACCUCGGGCAUACGUCACAGUGAACUCUCUCAUGCAGGGUGUCGACGCCAGCAGCCUUCAGAACGGCUACGCUCACUGCCACUCACCAGAGUGUGUGCGCUGCGCCCACAGCGACGGCCUGAACCAGAAACUGUACCACAAUCUGCAGGAGUAUGCCAAGCGUUACUCCUGGUCAGGGAUGGGCCGGAUCCACAAGGGCAUCCGGGAGCAAGGCCGCUACCUGGCCAGCCGCCCCUCCAUCCAGAAGCCGGAGGUCUUCUUCCUGCCGGACCUGCCCAGCUCCCCCUACUUCUCGCGGGAGGCGCAGAAGCACGACGUGGAGCUGCUGGAGAGGAGCUUCCCCACCAUCCUGUGUGAGUUCGAGGCGCUCUACAAGGCCUUCUCCAACUGCAGCCUGCCCCAGGGCUGGAAGGUCAACAGCACGCCCAGCGGGGAGUGGCUGACCUUCUUCCUGGUCAACCAGGGCACCUGCGUGCCCCGGAACUGUCGUAAGUGCCCCCGGACGUACCGCUUGCUGGGCAGCCUCCGCACCUGCGUGGGCAACAACGUCUUUGGGAAUGCCUGCAUCUCGGUGCUGACCCCCGGCACAGUCAUCGCAGAACACUACGGCCCCACCAACAUCCGAAUCCGCUGCCACUUGGGUCUGAAGACCCCCAGCAACUGCGAACUGGUGGUGGGAGGGGAGCCCCAGUGCUGGGCUGAAGGGCGCUGCCUGCUCUUCGAUGACUCCUUCCUGCACACGGCCUUCCACGGAGGUUCCCCAGAAGAAGGCCCCCGCGUGGUGUUCAUGGUGGACCUCUGGCAUCCCAACGUCGCAGCAGCAGAGCGCCAGGCCCUCGAUUUCAUUUUUGCUCCAGGACGAUGAUCCAGCUGCCCUGGCAGAGCGAGGGGAGAGCGGGCCCAGGAGCCCAGAGGGGGGCUGCCAG
Molecule: messenger RNA, 1101 nt
Organism: Heteronotia binoei (common prickly gecko)
Lineage: Eukaryota; Metazoa; Chordata; Lepidosauria; Squamata; Gekkonidae
Gene: ASPHD2
Product: aspartate beta-hydroxylase domain containing 2
Exons: 3
Coding region: 9-1040 (343 amino acids)
Source: RefSeq, a predicted model, not a curated record